UAGGGCUCAGUGCAUGCCAUCACAACAUGUUUAGUGUAAUCUUUAAUCUCUAGGGUGAUUAUGAGUGCCUAUACUUGCAAUGUUUAAUACUGCCACUGUGAUAUAAAGUGUGAACAUCAUUGCUUUGCAUGCGCGCGCCAUCUCUCUCUCUCUCUCUCUCUCUCUCUCUCUCUAAUAAGAGGGUGUAGAGUCUUUUUGCUGUAUGUUAACCGAUUGGCUGUUUCUUAGUCCUGUGCUAGCUCUACGGUGGAAUAGUCUAUUUCUAGUCUUUACGCGCAUCUGGACGUGACUCUCCCCGCGUCAAACCCGAUCAUGAGGUCUCCGAGGGUCUUCAUCGGUCUACGGAGCUGCUGGAUCACCGACGGGAUCCGGUAAUACAAACGCCCCGCUCCGUUCCCCCUCACACCCACGCGGACAGAAUCGGGUUCUGCGCACUUGGCGCUGCUGCUGCAUUCACUCUGCCGCGCGCGUCCCGGUUCCGCGAUGGUUCCGCGUCGCCUGCGCGUCUGAUGACUCCUCCAGCACCGGCAGCAGCAUGUCCUCGCGGAAGAUUUCCUCCGAAUCCUUCAGCUCCAUGGGCUCGGACUACCUGGAGAGCCCCGGGGAGGACGGCGAGUGCCCGUUCUCGCGCGUCUUCUGGAACGGCCGGAGCCCCGUGGAGACGCUCUCGUGUCCGUUCGAGGACGCGGCCGUCAGCAGGAGGCUCGCCCGGCGUAAACGCGUCAAUCUGGACUCGCUCGGGGAGAGUUUGAGACGCCUCACCUCACCGACGACGCAGACAAUUCAGCUGGCCCUGCAGAGAACAAUGGAGUUUUACAGACAGAAGGAAAUAAGUGGACAAGAGUUUGUAGGAAGCUUGUCAGACGAGCAGAAGUGUUUGUUUGAGAACUCUCGCUGUGACAGCCAGACAGACAUCUCAGGAAUACUGAAAUACACAGCAACUAUUUUAGGCAUGGACUUUGCCGACAUCCGUGGCCGAUUCGGGGAGGAAUUCUUCGGUUUGUGUCUGGAGGAGAACGAGAGGGUUCUACGAGCUCUCGGUGGAAACCUGCAGGACUUCUUCAAUGGUUUCGACGCUCUUCUAGAACACAUCAGAACAUCCUGCGGCCGCCGAGCGUCGUCUGAUGCUCCUUCUUUCCUAUGCAAAGACUCUCCCCAGGAGAGCGAAGAGACGAAUGCGGAGAGCGGUGUUGGACGGACUCUCCUCCUCCACUGCUUCAACCCUGACCCUACUGUGGGCGUGGCCAUGCCGGGCUUAAUCCGGGCCGCCGCUCGUCGCAUCUACCAAUCGGAUGUCUCGGUGGAGGAAGCUCCUCCCACAUGGCUGCACACAGCCAAUGAGGACGGAGAGCUCUCGACGGACUCCUCCCCCUCUUCAUCCCCAUCUCCGCCCUCAUCUUCAUCUCCUGCCUGUUUGUCCUUCCUCAUUCGAGAGGUCCGGACUCAACCCACAUCCUCGUCCUCGCAAACCGCCGCCGGAUCUCGUCAGCUGUCGCGCUCGCCGCUGGAUUUGCGCAUCGGUCUGAGCACGUUUUGCCGGGCCUUUCCCUUUCACCUGGUUCUGGGACCCAACAUGGAGGUCCUGCAGGUCGGGGAGGGGUUUCGGAAACAGGCCAAGAGCGAGCCGCACCGGACGCUCACCUUCAGCACCAGCUUUGAGCUGGUUUCUCCCAGAAUCCCCUGCUCCUUCCAGAACAUUCUGCUCCGGCUGUCCACGCCGUUCACUAUUCGUACACGACCUGAUGGAUCAGCACUCGACAGCAGAGAGAAGGUGAUGGAGCUCAAAGGUCAGAUGCUUCACCUCCCGGAAUCCAACUCCAUAAUGUUCCUGGGCUCGCCGCGUGUUGAUAGGCUGGAGGAGCUCAUGGGGCGGGGCUUACAUCUGUCUGACAUCCCUAUUCAUGAUGCCACACGUGAUGUCAUUCUGGUUGGAGAACAGGCCAAAGCUCAGGAUGGGCUGAAGAAGCGCAUGGAUAAACUCAAAGCCACGCUGGAGAAAACCCAUCAGGCUUUAGAGGAGGAGAAGCGCAGAACCGUCGACCUGCUCUACUCCAUCUUUCCCGGCGACGUGGCUCAGAGACUCUGGCAGGGGCUUCCCGUUCAGGCCAAGAAGUUUGAUGACGUCACCAUGCUGUUCUCUGACAUCGUGGGCUUCACGGCCGUGUGCGCGCAGUGCACGCCGAUGCAGGUCAUCAGCAUGCUGAACGAGCUCUACACGCGCUUCGACUACCAGUGUGGCAUCCUGGACGUCUACAAGAUUGAGACUAUCGGCGAUGCGUACUGUGUGGCAGGCGGGCUCCACAGGAAGAUUGACAGCCAUGCUAAGCCAAUCGCGCUCAUGGCGCUGAAGAUGAUGGAGCUGUCAGAGGAAGUGCUGACGCCCGACGGGAAACCAAUCAAGCUGAGGAUCGGGAUCCACUCGGGAUCAGUGCUGGCUGGAGUGGUCGGUGUGAAGAUGCCACGCUACUGUCUGUUUGGAAACAACGUCACGCUGGCCAGCAAGUUUGAGUCGGGCAGUCACCCGCGCUGCAUCAACGUCAGCCCAACUACAUACCAACUCCUGCGUGACGAGCGCACAUUCACCUUCAUCCCUCGCUCCCGGGAGGAGCUUCCCGACAACUUCCCCAAAGAGAUCCCGGGAGUCUGCUAUUUCCUGGAGGCGGGGAAAAACCCGAGCCACGCCUCUCUCACCAGCACUCGCUCCGCCCCCAUCCGGAAAGUGUCCUAUAACAUUGGGACCAUGUUUCUACGGGAGACUAGCCUCUGAGACGGCCCCGCCCAUUUGCUAUGACAUCACGUCCUGGAGACUAGUGUUGCCUGUGGCAACUGUUGGCCCCGCCUCUCGCCCCAGAGGCGUGACACGGAGAGGGUGGGGAGGACGGUCCCGCCCCUUUAUAGGAGCCAUGGAUAAUUGUGUUCUGAAAUACAAUAAAAACUAAAAUAUGUAUAUAUAUAUAGAUAUAUUUAAAAUAAAGCCUUCUGCUCAACGGCAUAGCCAAACUUUGAUGGUGUACACAUGGAAAUACUACAGACAAGCUCAUGUAAACACACAUUUCUUGCUGCAUUGCAGGUAAUAGAUUUAACAUGCAUAACUUUGGUGCCUUUACUUCCCAUACACAUACAUGAACACACACACCACAAACAUGCUCUGCCAUUUUAGACGCCGCCAUUAACCACUGUUAAAUUCUUUGUGUUUGUUUGUUUGUGUGUGUGUGUGUGUGUGUGCUAAUCCUCUAUUAACCAUUGUUAGAUUGCUUGUGUGUGUAUGUGUGUGUGUGUGUGUUCUACCAUUAACCACAGUAAGAUUGUGUGGAAGUGUGUUUGGCCUCCAGUUUGUGUGUGUGAAUUUGUGUAAAGAAGACUGAGGUCGUUUCGCCCUUCUCACAUCUGAGGCAUGUGUUUAUAUUUUGGCUCCCAUAUUCGUAGCAGAAAAGAAAGUGCAGAAUAUGCACCAUUCACUUAAAUUAAUAAUUGAUCCAAAAAAUUACAAUUUGCUGAAAAUUCAUUCACCCUCAGGCAAGCAAAGAAGUAGAUGAGUUUGUCUCAUCAUCAGAUUUGGAGAAAUGUAGCAUUGCAUCAGUGUCUCGUAAAUGGAUGCUCUGCAGUGAAUGGGUGCCGUCAGAAUGAGAGUCCAAACAGCUGAUAAAAACAUCACAAUAAUCCAUAGCACUCCAGUCCAUCAGUUAACAUCUGGAGAAGACAAAAGCUGAGUGUUACAAAUGUGGCUUGUAAAUGGUGCUUCAUUUUUGCAGAUUUCCCUCCUGAUUCAGAACAGAUUAUUUUUUCACUAGAGGAAGCAAUAUAAUGGAUCAUGGACUCAUAUUUUUGCUGGAAACAGCUUUUGUCUUCUCCAGAUGUUAACUGGUGUACUGGAGUGCUGUGGAUUAUUGUGAUGUUUUUAUCAUCAGUUUGGACUCUCAAUUUGACGGCACCCAUUCACUGCAGAGCAUCCAUUGGUGAGACACUGAUAGAAUGCUACAUUUCUCCAAACCUGAUGAAGAAACAAACUCCUCUACAGCUUGAAUAGCCUAAGGGUGAGUAAAUGAUCACCAACAUUAUUAACAAUUCUUUUAGUCAACAUUAUAAGUUGCAAUACAGGUGUUUUCUUCUUCUUGAAGCAAUGCAAAAUGCUGUUUGAAAAAAAAUGUCUGUAAUGCUUGAUGCAAGGCCAUGAAAGAAAUAUUUUUGUUCAGUAAAUUUCUACUUAAUCUGGAUUAAAGAUGCACUUUGGGAACCAUGUAGAUUAAUAAUUAUUUGUAUGUAAAUGUAAAUGUGAUUCAAAUAUUCAUGCAAAACUUUAUAUUAGUUCUUAAAAGUACAUUCUCGGUCACCAUUUAAUAAUUCAUACGUGAUAGGUGAUACUGAAUGAAAAACUUGUAAUAUCAGGACUCACUUUUAUGCAGCAGAAAACAUGCUGUAGAUGUGUGAAACGGUGUGUGUGUGUGUGUGUGUGUGUGUGUGAGGUCACAGGAAGGUACAUUAUAACGUCAACAUUCAUUUCAAUCACAUUUGAUUCAAGAUCACAUCCUGGCAUGUCAGUCAUUUUUAUCAGGAUGCCAAUAAAAUUCAUUGAUUGAACUUU
Molecule: messenger RNA, 4582 nt
Organism: Carassius gibelio (silver crucian carp)
Lineage: Eukaryota; Metazoa; Chordata; Actinopteri; Cypriniformes; Cyprinidae
Product: guanylate cyclase soluble subunit alpha-2
Exons: 9
Coding region: 536-2767 (743 amino acids)
Biological process (GO): cGMP biosynthetic process; response to oxygen levels
Cellular component (GO): guanylate cyclase complex, soluble
Molecular function (GO): guanylate cyclase activity; heme binding
Source: RefSeq, a predicted model, not a curated record